Messenger RNA from Acipenser ruthenus (sterlet), 2393 nucleotides. RefSeq names its product lysosomal acid glucosylceramidase-like. Lineage: Eukaryota; Metazoa; Chordata; Actinopteri; Acipenseriformes; Acipenseridae. Bases 278 to 1840 code for a protein of 520 amino acids. Gene Ontology annotation, biological process: glucosylceramide catabolic process. The record is from RefSeq and is a predicted model, not a curated record. Gene Ontology annotation, molecular function: glucosylceramidase activity. The transcript has 11 exons.
GGUCAUGUGACUGCUGUUCGCAGUUAGUGUGGAGAGGGUCCAGGCAGUAAUACUGUCAUAUUGAAAGCGACGCUGCUGUGUAAAUACAGCGGGAGUGACGUGGACCGUGGCGACAUGUACAUUUUCAUUUAAAAUAGAGGGAUGCAAACAUAGUUCGUUUACAGGUUGGGUUUAAAAAAAUAAAUAAAACAUUUCUUCAGGAAAUUGAAGAAGACGAAACUGAGUCGUGUGCGAUUGAAAUAGCAAGCGUCCUUUUCAACUUCAGCCGGAUUGUUCAAUGCAGAUGGACGCCGUUCGGACUGCUCUCGUCCUGCUGGCUGUCGUCACUGUGGCACGCGCAGGUGGCAGCAGACCCUGUGUGGCGCGCAGUUUCGGGCACAGCUCCGUGGUGUGUGUGUGUAACUCCACCUACUGCGACUCCCCCGGGCCGCUGGAGCUGCCCAGCAGGGGGCGCUAUGUGUCCUUCCAGAGCAGCCAGGCAGGGGCUCGACUGGACAGGAAGACUGGAGAGGUGCAGAAGACCAGCAAAGACCCGGUUCUCAAGCUCAGUUUCAACACUGCGAAGCAGCACCAGCGCAUUAAGGGGUUUGGGGGCGCCAUGACCGACGCGGCUGCAAUAAACAUCCUGUCCCUGUCUGUCAGUACCCAGGACAACCUGCUGGAGGCGUACUUCUCUGAGCAUGGUAUUCAGUACACUGUGGUUCGGGUGCCCAUGGCGAGCUGUGAUUUCUCCACUCGUGUUUACACCUACGCAGACACGCCCGGAGACUUCGAGCUCAAGAACUUCAGCCUGGCGCAAGAGGACACCAAGAUGAAGAUCCCGCUGCUCCUGCGAGCCCAGGCUCUCUCUCCUCGCCCCCUCUCUCUCUUCGCCAGCCCCUGGAGCUCCCCCUCCUGGAUGAAAACCAACUACGCGCUGAUCGGCAAGGGGACCCUUCGGGGGGAGCCGGGGAAUGAGUAUCACAAAGCCUGGGCGCGGUACUACAUCAGGUUCCUGGACGAGUAUGCCCGCUAUAACCUCUCGUUCUGGGCAGUGACUGCUGAGAACGAGCCCUCGGCCGGGAUGAUCACUGACUACCCCUUCCAGUGCCUGGGCUUCACCCCGGAGCGCCAGCGUGACUUCAUCGCCUCGGACCUGGGGCCGGCCCUGAGCUCCAGCCCGCACCGUGGCGUGCAGCUCAUGAUCCUGGACGACCAGAGGCUGCUGCUGCCUCGCUGGGCCCACGUGGUGCUCGGUGACCCCCGCGCUGCUCGCUAUGUCCAUGGGAUCGCAGUGCACUGGUACCUGGACUCUGUGGUCCCUGCGGAGCUCACUCUGGGGGCCACGCACAGCCUGUACCCCGACUACUUCCUGUUUGCGAGCGAGGCGUGCACGGGCUCCUUUCCCUGGGAGAAGGGGGUGCGGCUGGGCAGCUGGGACCGUGCUGAGCGCUACGCCCAUGACAUCAUCGAGGAUCUGAACCACUUUGUGACGGGCUGGACUGACUGGAACCUGGCUCUGGACCUCUCUGGCGGGCCCAAUUGGGUUCAGAACUUUGUGGACAGCCCGGUGAUCGUGGAGCCCGGUAAAGACGAGUUCUACAAGCAGCCCAUGUUCUACAGCCUGGCACACUUCAGCAAAUUCCUUCCUGAGGGCUCCCAGCGCGUGGGACUGGACCCCAGUGCAGAGUCCAAACUGGAGACCACAGCGUUCCUGAGGCCGGACGGGGCGGGCGUGGUCAUCGUGCUCAACAGGGGCUCGGAGGCGCUGCACUUCGCUAUCUGGGACCCUGCUGUGGGCUACAUUGAGACGGUCUGUCCCGCUCACUCCAUGGAGACGUUCCUGUGGAAACGGAAGUGAAAUAACGAGGCUCCCGUCUUCAUUUCUACCGGAAUUCAGGCUGUAAAACGUUGACACAGUAACUAUAGAAACCCGAGUGGUGACGUCAGUGACCACACUUUGCCCUUUAGAGGAGCGCUUCUCUGAUCACCACUCUGCAUUUUAAUAUAACAAUGUAAAAUAUUAAAGAGAAAUACUUGAGUCAGGUCCGAGCUGGUCCUGCAGAGCUUGAACCCGUAGCUGCGGGCCACGUCGUGAGCGUGGGGUACGGACACACUGGACAGGAGAAUGCAGCGAUGGGUUUCCACACCGCUGGACCGUACAGAACUCGAGACGCGAUGCUUCUCUUUCUCUGUGCCUGGAGCACAAGCUGGGAUGUUGAAUUGCCUCUGCUGAUUGCAAUCUAAAAACACUGUCUGUGAUUAAAUGCGAACCCCUCAUUAACUAUUUAACCAGCUUUGUCAUUCGCUCUUCUUUGUUCUUUAUUUAAGCACACGCCCGCCGCUGGACAUUUCUUUCCUCGAUGAUUUCAACGUGUGUGAAAUCCCUGUAAUAAAAACCCAAUUGAUUCUCA